Molecule: messenger RNA, 965 nt
Organism: Daucus carota subsp. sativus
Lineage: Eukaryota; Viridiplantae; Streptophyta; Magnoliopsida; Apiales; Apiaceae
Exons: 9
Coding region: 156-752 (198 amino acids)
Cellular component (GO): nucleolus; small-subunit processome
Source: RefSeq, a predicted model, not a curated record
ACCCGGCCCAGAUUGGCGUUAGGCCCGAUAAGGCGAUAACAAUUAAUUUCAUUGCCAAGUCCAGCUUCGUCACAAUAUCUAGGGUUUAUGCAAGCGCAGGGUUGGAAAACCCCCCCAAGACUGAAAUAGUUUGUGCAUUGGGAGUUGAAAUCGAGAUGGGUAGAGCUAAGAAAGGCCCCAAGUUUGCUGUGGUGAAGAAGAUGAUCACUUCUAAAGCUAUUAAAACGUAUAAAGAAAAUGUCUUGAAUCCUAACAAAAAGGAUUUACAAAGUGAAAAGCUUCCAAGAAAUGUACCAAGUACUUCAUCUGCACUUUUCUUCAAGUACAAUACUGCAUUGGGGCCGCCCUACCGGGUGUUGGUUGAUACCAAUUUCAUUAACUUCUCAAUCCAGAACAAAUUGGACUUGGAGAAAGGGAUGAUGGACUGUUUAUAUGCGAAAUGUACACCAUGUAUUACUGAUUGUGUGAUGGCAGAACUUGAAAAGCUAGGACAGAAAUAUCGAGUUGCUUUAAGAAUUGCAAAAGAUCCUCGAUUUGAAAGACUGCCUUGCACUCACAAAGGAACUUAUGCUGAUGACUGUCUUGUGGAGAGGGUUACUCAGCAUAAGUGCUAUAUGGUAGCAACAUGUGAUCGAGAUUUGAAGAGAAGAAUCCGCAAGAUACCUGGUGUGCCAAUUAUGUACAUUACCAAACACAAGUAUUCCAUUGAACGUUUGCCUGAAGCAACAAUGGGUGGAGCUCCAAGAUUUUAGAAAUGAAAACAAGUAUCAUUCAGCAGAGAGAGAAUUGUUGCAAUCAAGCUGGUAUCAAGUUCUGACGAGAUUUCAUGUUCUAGGAGAUGUACUCUGUGUAGAGACCAAUGUAGCGAAUUCUAGUGAUAUCACAUGUGCUGCUGCCCUUUUUGCCUGUAAACCUUAACAUAUUAGUUUCUUGAAUUACAUUAAUAAUAUGUCGUGUUUAACUUA